AAAAGAGAGAUACAGUUUCCAUAGUGAUUAGAACUUAAAUUUAGUGAUCAAUUUCAGUAUCCAGUAAUUAGUGGCAAUAUCUAUAGUGCUUCGUUACAGCGCCCAGAACUUAGAAAGAGCAGUCAUAGUGAUUAGAAGCACAAUUUAGUGAUUGAUUCCAGUAUCUAGUGUAAUUUUGGUGAUGGUUUUAGUGUCUAGUGGAUGAUUCUAGUAUCUACCAGAUAACCCCAGUGUGUAGUGGAUGAUUUCAUUAUUUAGAAGAUAUUUCGAGUAUCCAGUUGUUAGAAGCAAUAUAUAUAUAGUGCUUUUUUUCAGUGCUCAGAAGUUAGGCACAGUGUUUAUAGCGACUAAAACCUAAAUUUAGUGAUUAUUGCAGUAUCUAGUGGAUGUUUCCAGUAUCCAGUUGUUAGAAGCAAUAUAUCUAGUGCUUUUUUUCGGUGUCCAGAAGUUAGGCACAAUUUCUAUACCGGCUAGAACAUGAAUUUAGCGAUGAUUUUAGUAUGUAGUAGAUGAAUCCAGUAUAUAAUAAUUAAUUUGAGUAUCUACAGCGAUUGAUUGCAGGGUACAGAAGUGAGAUAAACUAGAUCCAAAGAUUACCAAUUUUGGGGUGGUGCAACAUAAAUAAAAAGUUUGCUUUUUGCCUGAUUUCACCUUACCCUAAAAGAUUGAGUAUAAUUGUAUAAUUUAGUAGUAUUUGUUUUAAUGCAAAUAAAGACUUUUGUAAUACUAUUGGUGUCUUUUUGUAGUCAAUUUUCCUGAAUGCUGUCCUGUUGUUGCACUUGAACUAGCAUAGAGGGGAGGACAAUGGCACCUUCAAAGGAGUCAGGCGCACACCGGGAUUACUGCCCGCUCGCUUGUAAAAUUACAGGAUAAAGCUGGGUUGGCAGAAAGGGACCCCGACGAUAGCGUAAACAUUACUUCGUCGUGAUUCCUCCUUCCAACUUCUCCUUUAAUUGAACGGAUAACGUCCGAAUACGAGUUACCUUGUAGUUGGGGCUUUCUUAAGCCGUCACUAAGCAAACAUAGGGUUUGAAAAUACAAACAAGAUUUAGCAAAAAAAAAGAAAUAAGGAAAUUUUCUUUUACGAGAAUAAGGGAAAUUGUCUUGUCUGCGGAAGUGCAGAAGAAGGAUCCGGAAAUUAAAUAGGACUUUACUUGUCGCUCAAUUUACGGAUUAACUCAAAAGAGCGAACAGCGAAAUUGAAAAUUCUAAUAUAGUGUGUGGGAAAAGGGAUGAAAGUUGUUUGGUUCGGAGUCGAAAUGGUUGUCCCGAAAAGUAUAUCUUUAUACUCGAGUCAGGCAAAAUUCUUGGGAAUAAUCCCAGUCGGUUUAAUUAAAAAACAACAAACCGCAAAGUUCUAUUCCCGCCCUAGCAGAAGCAAUUACAGCACGCAGUUAGCUCUCCAUUCGCGACCACGGUCGGCGAACGAAACGAAACAAUCCGUUUUCCAGGAUCGGGGUCCUUUUUCCCCACGCAAUUAAUACGAGAGAAGCGGUACUUGGUUUAAAAAAGAAUUAUUGCCGCGACGAAUGAGGAAAAAUAAACACCAUUAAAAACAGAACCGUACUGAUUACGGCAAACCCUAAUUAUUCCCCAACGAAUUAAACUUUUUACCGCAAAUUAGGAUCGAUUACGAGAUGCUAAUAUACUCUAAAACCAACUCGAAUUUUUUUUUUAAUGAUUUUUUUCUUUUCAAUUUUCUAGUAGACGCCAACCGAAUGACUAAUACUUUUGUUCGUGUCGUAGAGACUCCGCAUCCAAUCGGGUGGUUGCUUUUGUCGUUUCCUGAUGGAGUGUCGCGUCCAAAAAAGAAGAAGGAGGGAAGGGGAGCUUGAAAAGCGAACAGAACAAGAGGAAGUCAAAAGCUGGGCCCGAACUUUAUAUUUAUCCUCGAAGGCUGAAGGAGGGAGGUGACUUCCUAGUUUAAGAAUCGGAUUUAAAAUCUCGUGGAGCACAAUGCCCCGGGAUGGAGUUAUUUAACUUUUCUUGGGGGGUGGUGAAAUUAUAUCGAUUGUUCGUGGGGCUCGCUACUCGCCGAGUCCAUUAGACGCGGUUUUUCAGGUUAACCGCAAGUCGAGUACUUUCCCAUAAUAACGAUUUUCAUCCUUUAAGCGGAGAAAUUACGACGUUCCACCGUUGAUACACGUUUUAAUUCCGUUUGUUUCGUGAAUCAACCGAGAGGAAUUAUUCUUCACGAGGCGGAAUAAUUAAGAUGCAAAUUCCUUCCAUUUCAAAAUCAUCUCUUCUUGUUGUUUUAACAACGUUUAAAAACCAAAAAAAAAUUAUUUACUUGCAAGAAAUAGAAAGAGGCGUAAAUGGCUUUCUUUGGAAAACUGCGUUCGGAUAAUUUCCCAAGAGGAGACGUCGCUAGAUGUCAUCCAAAAGCUUCUACGUUAGACAGAGACAUACAACGUUUACUUUUCUUUCCGGCGAGAACCCUGAGGAUGGUGUUGCAUUAUCGGCUGAAAUUUCACAGGCGUCAAUAUUUAAUAUCUUCCUACCAGAGACAACAGUAAAACUUUAACGUCACACAACAAAAUAUAAUCUACUUAGUUUUUAAUAAUUCAUCUUGGUCAAUUCGUUUGACUUUGUAAUUUCGCGUAAUAAGACGUCUUGCCAAGGGGGUAAUUAUUCCACAUUACCUACUUCUCAGACUUGUACAUAAUUAACUUCUUACUGAAUAUUGUAUUCGAUGACGUUUCCACAACUCAGGACAUCUCCACGACGCGCACUAAACACUGACUCAGUGGUCAGAAUACAUCGAAAACGAACACCCAAUCAAUAUUUUAAGUGGUUUUAUUCGAAUAAAGCUGUUCAAUCACUAAUAAUUAAAUGCAAGAUGAUAUACUACGGUGUUAUUAUUAUGUGUAUUGAAUUAAUUUCUUUUGUGUCUACAGGACCUAUUUCUUGCACGUUAUCAUGCCAACCUGGACCUAAUUGUAAAAAACCUACAUGUUCUUGCCCAAAUGGUUACUUAAAGCACCCAGUUUUAUUAAGACUUUGCAAUCCAAUCUGCUCACAACCCUGCAUAAAUGGAUCUUGUAUUAAACCAGAAACAUGCGGUUGUAAAAGAAAUUUUAUUCUAAACCCAUCCAACAAAUACGAGUGUAUAUCAAAAUGCGCAACUUUCUGUUCGAACGGAACUUGUUCGCCGCAAAAUAUUUGCGUUUGUAAUGACGGCUUUAAAUUGGAUAAAUUUGAUAAAUUUAAAUGCAAUCCGCAAUGUUUCAACGAAUGCAUCAAUGGAUUUUGUUCCGCGCCAAAUAUAUGCACUUGCAAUGAAGGAUUCCUCUUCGAUCAUCAAUUUCAAUGUUUACCUGAUUGCAGGAAAAUUUGUAAAAACGGUAAAUGUAAAUUUAACGGAAAAUGUACGUGUGGGGAAAGAUACAGUUUAGAUGAGUUUAAUCCAUAUAAAUGCGUACCUAAUUUUAAACCCGAAUUUAAAAUUAAUUAUCACGAAAAUUUCGAAAUAAUCACAAAUAACAAAUACGAAGAAGAAUUUAUCGAACAAAGCGUAAUUAAUGAAACUCAGGUUACAUUUUCAACUGAAAAUGAUUUUGAAACAAACCUCAAUGAUAAUAAUGAAGAAAAAUUGAUUCAAAACUUUACCACUGCAAUGUAUGAAACUGAAAAUAAUUUUGAAACAAACCUCAAUAAUAAUAAUGAAGAAAAAUUGAUUCAAAACUUUACCAUUGCAAUGUAUGAAACUGAAUUGUAUGAAACAACUUUAAUAAUGAAAAAUGAAAUGAUCGAGAUUACCACAGAAACUAAUGAUAAUGAUAUUUUCGAAAAUAACAUAAUUUUACCUCGAAAUCUUUGUGAUAUUGGUUACAUUUUAAAAUCAAACAACUGUGUACCACAUUGUGAAACACCUUGUAUAAAUUCAUAUUGUUCAGGUCCAAAUAUAUGCACUUGUAAAGAAAAUUUUCUACCGGAUUCAAAGUUAGAAAAUAAAUGCGUUCCAAAAUGCGAAAUGGAAUGUGUUGAGAACGCAAAAUGUAUCGAUGGAAAUAUGUGCGUUUGCCUGGAAGGAUACGAGCAAACGACGAAUCCUUUCCGAUGCAAUAAACCUGAAAAAUUGGCUUCGUGUACGCGAAAAUGUGCGAACGGGGUGUGCGUCGAAGCGAACACUUGCCAAUGUAACCCUGGAUACGUAAAAGAUCCGAAAGAUGAUUCAUCUUGUUUACCUUCUUCGUGCGAUGUGGAUUGUAUCAAUGGAAAAUGCGUUUGUCGAUGCGAUAAAAACUUUGAGUUUAAUAUUACAACGAAAAGUUGCGAAAAAUCGAGUAAAAUUUUCAUGAUUUGUAAGAAAGUUUUAAUUCGAAUGCAACUUCUUGGAAAAUUAACAAGCGCCUAA
Messenger RNA from Onthophagus taurus, 4357 nucleotides. RefSeq names its product fibrillin-1-like. Lineage: Eukaryota; Metazoa; Arthropoda; Insecta; Coleoptera; Scarabaeidae. The record is from RefSeq and is a predicted model, not a curated record.